GUAGCUGAGCCGGUAAGCGAACAUUCCGUUUUCGAUUAUUCCUCCUCCGUAGAAGUCGAAUUUUAUCUCGCUAUUUACUAUGAACUUUUCGCGGCUCUUCUCAGUCGGCCUCUCUAGCAAUCCUUGUGUAAUCCUGUGCUAGAUUCGAGAGACGCUUACGCCGCCAUCUUGGGCGUCAGGCGUAGUUGGUGCUAGGCCUUAGGCUUACGUGGAGUUGUUGGGCGUGGACCAUUGGCUAACUUUCCUCUUUCUGUGAUCUUCAGAGACACAAGACCGUCGAGAUGGGUACAAACGCCCAACAGUUCUGCCUGAAAUGGAACAAUCACCAGGCCAACAUGCUGACGGUGUUCGACCGCCUACUGUCGAGCAGAAGCCUGGUGGACGUUACGAUAGGCUGCGAAGGCCGUCAGGUGAAGGCCCACAAAGUGGUCCUGUCGGCCUGCAGUCCGUUCUUCGAAAACCUGUUCACCGAGAACCCCUGCAAGCACCCCAUUGUGAUAUUGAAAGAUAUUCGCUACGCCGAUCUCAAAGCUUUAGUCGAAUUCAUGUACAAGGGUGAGGUGAAUGUGGUUCAGGAGCAGCUCCCGACGCUGCUGAAAACCGCCGAAGCCCUGAAAAUCAAGGGGUUAGCCGAGGUGACGGGAGAAGGAGGAAAGUCUGAUGACAACAAACCUAAUGCGAUUGUCACCCAGCGACCAGACAGUCCUGGAACAUCAUCACGCAGGAAACGUCAAAGGGUGCGCAGGAAGAGCACAGACUCGGUCGUCGCCCAUUCAGACUCCGAAGAAUCUGUGCCCAAAGCCAGCCGUACGGAGCAUGACGACUCGUCGAUGGACGGAGCGACAUCUCUGGACGACGGAUCUCAGGCUUCCCUGCAGCAGCAGUCCAAUCAGCAGCAAUCAAAGGAAGCUUCCAUCAAUGUACAAAACAAUGCUGUCACUGUAAAUAACUCAUCCCUGUCAUCGGUUGUCGCGGCUGGCGGCAACAAUGCUACGACGGCUAACACAACGACGACGACCUCGAACGGACCCAACUCUUCGGCAAAGGACACCGACUUCGAACCCACCCGACUCUUGGAGGCCUCGAUGACAACAGCUGAUCACGGCGCCGACAAUAACUCGACGGAUCUGAACUCGACUGGACCGGAAAACACUCUUAUCCCCGACGGACUGGACAUUAAGCCUAUCAUCACGCUGGAAGAAGGUGGCGCUACCCCUACUGGUGCUAUUGUGCCAGCAUCGGGCGCUUCUUCUCUGUCGACUGGAACAACGGACGCAAUCUCUUCGCUCUUCCCUCAAGGAACCGGUGCUACGGCCCUGCCUGGUACUUCGUACCAGGCCAGUCCCCAAAGUCAUGGUACGUAUCGCGCCGCGUUGAUGCGCGAACCCGAGAUCAGAUCUCUAGUCUCUUGCCGUUUGGCUUAGGAAAGAAACCCGAUUCUUUCCGAUGGCUUCUAGUCCUCGAUCGCUUCUAACAUGCCCAUCGGGUCUGAUCUCGGGUGUUUCAACCAGAAAGCAUUCUGCUCUGUCCCUCUGUCCUUUCGGUGUGGAAACCUCUUUCACUAACUUAUACCUCCGACCUAGAUAACCCCUUAGAUAGAUUUUUUAUGGGGCUUCUCUCCGGAGAGCUCUUUUGCGAGGAUCAUCGAAACGAACGAAACGCACAUUUUACCGAAGAAAAGGAGGUCAUACACUUAGCUAAGGUAACAGACUUGAACAAAAUGCAGCACAGCAUGAUCGAUACAGACGUUCACCCUCACACGCUCUAAACGUUCAGUGGUAUAUACAAACACUAGGGAUUUUGGUCUGGGCUACGACCGAAAAAAGGCCGUUCAUCAUCUCUCGGUAAGCUGGUGGGUUGGGGUUGAGGGUUUGUGGUCACCAUCUUCAACAUUCGCGGCUGGUCCGCGUUCAUCGUUGAGCAAUAAAGAUUUUUUUAAAAAAUA
Galendromus occidentalis (western predatory mite) is the source of this 1945-nucleotide messenger RNA. RefSeq names its product protein bric-a-brac 2. Gene Ontology annotation, cellular component: nucleus. The coding region runs from base 282 to 1424 and encodes 380 amino acids. The transcript is spliced from 2 exons. Gene Ontology annotation, biological process: regulation of transcription by RNA polymerase II. Lineage: Eukaryota; Metazoa; Arthropoda; Arachnida; Mesostigmata; Phytoseiidae. Gene Ontology annotation, molecular function: protein binding. The record is from RefSeq and is a predicted model, not a curated record.